Molecule: messenger RNA, 1899 nt
Organism: Saccharomyces kudriavzevii IFO 1802
Lineage: Eukaryota; Fungi; Ascomycota; Saccharomycetes; Saccharomycetales; Saccharomycetaceae
Gene: RAD30
Product: DNA-directed DNA polymerase eta
Exons: 1
Coding region: 1-1899 (632 amino acids)
Biological process (GO): error-prone translesion synthesis; response to radiation
Cellular component (GO): nucleus; replication fork; site of double-strand break
Molecular function (GO): DNA-directed DNA polymerase activity; damaged DNA binding
Source: RefSeq, a predicted model, not a curated record
AUGUCCAAAUUUACGUGGAAGGACUUGAUCCAACUCGGUUCACCCAGCAAAGCAUACGAGUCUCCCUUAGCAUGCAUCGCUCACAUUGAUAUGAAUGCGUUUUUUGCACAGGUUGAACAGAUGCGAUGUGGCCUAAGCAAAGACGAUCCGGUGGUUUGUGUCCAAUGGAACUCCAUAAUCGCGGUUUCUUAUGCAGCAAGAAAGUAUGGAAUAUCAAGGAUGGAUACAAUUCAGGAGGCCUUAAAGAAAUGUGACAAUCUUAUACCAAUCCACACAGCCGUUUUUAAGAAAGGUGAAGAUUUCUGGCAAUAUCAUGAUGGAUGUGGAUCUUGGGUACAAGAUCGUGCAAAGCAAAUACAUGUGGAAGACCAUAAAGUGUCACUGGAGCCGUACAGGAGAGAGAGUCGUAAAGCUUUGAAAAUUUUCAAAAACGCAUGUGAUUUGGUUGAAAGGGCAAGUAUCGAUGAAGUAUUCCUUGAUUUGGGCCGUGUCUGCCUCAAUAUGUUAAUGUUCAAUGAGGACUACGAGCUAAAGGGUGAAUUGAAACUAAAGGAUGCGCUAAGCACCAUUCGCGAGGUAUUUAUAGAGGGGAAUUAUGACAUAAAUUCUCAUUUACCUCCUAUACCUGAAAAGAUUAAGUCUUUGAACUUUGAAGGGGAUGUCUUCAAUCCACAGGGCAGAAAUGUCAUUACAGAUUGGGACGACGUGAUACUAGCACUAGGAUCUCAAGCAACUAAAGGCGUCAGGGAUACGAUAGAAAAUAUCCUCGGUUAUACCACUUCGUGUGGCCUGUCUAGGACUAAAAAUGUUUCUAAAUUAGCUUCUAAUUACAAAAAACCUGACGCUCAAACAAUUGUGAAGAACGACUGCGUAUUAGAUUUCUUAGACUGCGGGAAGUUCGAAAUCACAUCAUUCUGGACCCUAGGAGGUAUUCUUGGUAAAGAAUUAGUAGACAGAUUGAAUCUUCCAAACGAAAACAGCAUUAAACAUAUCAGGAAAACCUGGCCUGACAACCCCAGUCAACUUAAAACUUUUUUGGAUGAUAAAGUUAAAGAAUGUGAUUUUGAUCGUUCAACAAGCACUAUUGACCCCCUCAAAACAGCAGAUUUGGCCAAAAAGUUGUUCGAUCUAAGUAGAGGCCAGUUUAGUCUGGCCCUAAGUCCACGCCCUGUUGUGAAAAGUAUGAUGUCGAACAAAAAUCUCCGAGGGAAAUCGUGCAAUUCACUGCUGGAUUGUAUUUCCUGGCUUGAGGUGUUUUGCGCUGAACUUGCUUCGAGAAUUCAGGACCUGGAACAGGAGUAUAACAAGAUAGUACUACCAAGAACGGUGUCUCUCUCUUUAAAUUCCAAAACCUAUGAAGUAUAUCGAAAAUCAGGACCGAUCACCUACAAGAGCAUCAACUUUCAAAGUCACGAGCUUUUAAAAGUUGGCGUGAAAUUUGUUACUGAACUUGAUGCUAAAGGCAGAAAUAAAAGCUAUUACCCUUUAACGAAAAUGAGUGUGUCAAUUACUAAUUUUGAUAUUUUGGACUUACAAAAAACUGUUGUGGAUAUGUUUGGCGACCAGGUUCAUACUUUCAAAGGUUCUAUAGGUAAAGGGGAUGAGGAAAAAUAUCCUGGAUUAAAGGAUAACAGAGGAACGCCGAAGUUGGAAUGUUCGAAAUGCCAGAUAAAUUUUACGGACCAAAAAUCUUUUCAAGAACAUGGAGACUACCAUCUAGCAUCAAAACUAUCCGAAGGUCUGAAUGGUGCUGAAGAAACAUCCAAAAAUUUGUCCUUUGGAGAAAAGAGGUUAUUGUUUCCAAACAAAAGGUCAAGUCCACAGAGCUUUACCACACCCCGUAAGAAACAGACUGCACCUUCAAAAAACAUUUUGUCAUUCUUUGCAAGAAAAAAAUGA